Messenger RNA from Diaporthe amygdali, 2034 nucleotides. RefSeq lists its product as uncharacterized. The record is from RefSeq and is a predicted model, not a curated record. Lineage: Eukaryota; Fungi; Ascomycota; Sordariomycetes; Diaporthales; Diaporthaceae. The transcript is spliced from 2 exons. Bases 1 to 2034 code for a protein of 677 amino acids.
AUGGCAGACCAGUGCAUCGUCUGUCUGGAAAACCUGGACAGUGCAAUCCCCCUUCCGCAAUUGCAGCGGGAGCUGGAAGUGGAGGAGGGCGAUCAUGGCGGCGGCCUAGGAGCGGGUGGUGGUGGUGCAGCACCACCACCACCAGCCAAGAGCACCUCUGACGUCUCCCUGGCAGACCUGCCCGUUGCAGCAGCCGGAGCCACCCUCACUCUGUCCGCGCAAAGCAAGGACAAAACACCAGAAACAACAGACCUGAACAGCAAAAAAGAUGACGCCGAUGACAACGAUAACAGCAUUGCAAUCAUCCAGGUCUGCGGCCACAUCCUGCACGACUCGUGCCUCAAGGCGUGGACCGUCAAGGCGAACAGCUGCCCCAUCUGCCGCCAGACCUUUCAUUCCGUCCAAGUAUACGAUCAGAUUGGAGGAACCCUCCUGAACACCUACGAAGUCGAAGAUAAGAAACAGGUUGCCGAAUUCGAUCCCCUCGCUUGGCUCGACGAGAACCCCGAGGAAGAAGAACAAGUCACGCCUUGCCCCGUCUGCAACACAGCAGAGAAUGAAGAGGUCCUCCUCCUCUGUGAUGGGUGUGACACACCAUAUCACACACACUGCAUCGGCCUGGAAGACGUCCCCGAUGGCUCUUGGUUCUGCAUGGAGUGUGCACACCAGCUCGGUCAGGCCAUAGAGGAGUCUCUUCCUGCCUUUGCCCGGGCUCCUGGCCGAAGAGGCCGUCGCACUGGAUUCUUCCCCCGCACACGCGGUAGCAUGCGGAAUGAGAGGAAUAGAGGUCGUACUGACGGCUGGCUCGGUGCAUGGGGUGAGGUCUCGGGCCACAUCCUUGGCAACUCUGGUAUCGAUGUCGACUUCCACGAGGCAGACGAUGAUCUCGCCGAGUACCGAAGAUCACAACAAAUGCGGGAGAGGGAGAGACGUGAGUGGCAGCGAUGGCAGCAACGACUCAGCAUAGCGAGCCGGCUCGGAGCUCGAGACGUCUUUGCUCGUAAUAUCCAGGAUGUGGUGGACCAACAGGUCGCACCUCAGCCCGAGCCAUUACCUCCGCGCGAGGAGACCCGCGAGGAACGAUUAGCUUGGAGUGCCAUGGAGAAAGCCCGAGAUGCCACUCCAAACGGCCGGAAAAGGAAGUCCAGAUCCACCACAGCAUCUCCACAAGAGCCUGCCCCAGAACCCGAACGACGGCUCAAACGCCCACGAACCAGGCGGAAUCCCUUACAAGCUGAGGCUGGGCCGUCAAGGGCAGGUUCUGCAUCUUCCAGCAUAAACAACAACACCAAUAACAAUAAUCAGCGAGAGGUGAACGGGGGUCCAUUGGAAGCCCGCUCCCCACCUGCGACAGAGGGGCAGCCAACCUUCCUUUCUUCGCUCUUGAGGGAGGUCGAGAUGACCGUCCCAAACGACGAUGACACAAUCCGUGGCCUGUUUGGAGUUCCGCAGUCAGUCGACCCAUCAUCACCAGUCAGCUCACCAUCGGCAUCCGCUCGCAAUAGUCCUCGGGCACUAUCUCUCACGCCCCCACCGCAGCCCCCUCUCAAUGGAGCUUUCAGGUCGGCCUCACGGUCACCGGUCUUGUCCCUGAGCUCGCAUAUCGAGCCACUGUACCCGCCAGCGAACUACUCGCCAACGAGAUCGAAUGGAGAGAGCAGCGACUCGGAAAGUCGUCCAAUUAAUGGGCAUCGGAAUGGAUCACCGGAGCUGAGACAGCCUCGACCCCGACGGCAACACGAGAUCCGAUUGCCCCGCGCAGAGGACACAUCGCCAACACGGCAGCCAUUGCCGUUGGAGAUCAAAGAAAGCAUCAGCCGGGUGGUGCGCAAUGCACUCAAGCCACACUGGCCGGUGGACCGCUCCAAGCGCACACUCUCGUCGGACCAGUACGCCACCAUCAAUCGCAAGGUGUCCCACAAGAUUUACGAAGAGGUGUCGGACCCAACGGCGGUUGAUGACGAAGCCAGACGGGCCUGGGAGAAGAUAGCAACCAAAGAGGUGGCUCGCGCGGUGGCUGAACUCAAGACCUGA